AUGGACACUCCUUACGUCCGCUCACCCAUGGCGACAGAAAGAGCGCUCGACCUGGAGAGGUGAUAGGCAAGCUGCUAGGAGAGGAAUGGUGAAUACCGAGCCGAAGCACUGAAAAGGGGCGCUCAAGGCUGAAGAGACACAAACGAGAUCCACAUCUCCCCAUCUCGAGAAAGUGAGCCGUGUGACAGGCGACGCUGUCAAAAACCCUUUUGCACGAUUCAGAUACCCACUCGAAAACAUGUCGCACAUCAAGACGGCGCUGAUUACUGGCUCCACAGAUCCAAAAGCUCUAGGUUUUACCGCUGCGCUUGUCUUGGCAAAGGCGCACAACUUCAACGUCAUUCUAUCGGGCCGCAAGAAGCCGGCAGUGGAUGAAGCCGUCCAGCUACUUCGCACAAAGCUCUCUGAGAACGCCGCUACUGGUCGAUAUAGCUGUAGGGUAAGACGGCUGGACAUCUGAGCGCCUGUAGAUCUGCCGCUAAUUUCAAUGCUUCGCCCACCCUUCGCUACCCCUCACCGUCCCUUUUUUGGGGCAAGGUGGAAGGCCUCGUGCUAGACGUGACCUCGGCGGAGUCGAUCAAAAAUGCCCUUGCAGUGCUUCACAGCAGCGAUGGACCUCUCGGCGGAGACCCACUUGACGUGCUUAUCAACAACGCAGGCGUAGGAGCUCCUCCUGGCCUGGCUGGCAAGGGCACCACCACCAUGUUUUUAGCGACCGAAGACACUAGGGCCGUCGAUGUUGCUACUGUGAUGAACACAAAUGUUGGCGCAGUUGUCGAAGUGACAAGUGAGAAGUUCAACGAUGCGAGGGUCCAAGGGUGCCUGACCGCUGAUAUCGCCAGCUACACUGUCCUCGAAGAUGCUCUGAUCCCUUUUUUGUCGAGGUCGGACGCUCCGAGGAUAGUAAACGUGGGGUCUGCUCGUGGCUCUAACAGCUUCGCUUCUGGUCUACCAGCACAGCGAACUGGAGCACUCGUCUACAAUGCAUCCAAAGCUGCAUUGAGUGAGUACGAAACAUGUUCCAGCCUAGUUCUCUGGCCAGGAGGUGAAAGUGCUCAUCCGAUCGGCCAUCCACAGACAUGGUCACGAUUAUGCAAGCCAAGAAUCUUCCGGCUGUCGUAAAGCGUGAGCUUCAACUUUGCGUCUGCAACGCCUGCAGCUGACGUGUACUAUUGCCACACAUUUACUCAUUCAGCCAAUCUCAAAGUAAACGCCGCAGCGCCUGGUCACGUUUCCACGCCGUUUAACAGCUUCACAGGAAAUAGGACUUUGGAAGCGGGGGCAGGCGUCUACGUGCAUCUCGCAACGCUUCCAGAAGAUGGCCCGAGUGAGUAGCCAGAGAGACAGUGUGGAAGACUUCACCUUUUUGAUGACUGGACACUGUUCCCGAUACCACGGCGCUUGUUAGCUGGCCAGCUCAUUGGCGACCACGCGCCCUUUUCAAGCGAUGGGCAUUUCGUGCAAUUACCCUGGUGACUUGUUUGCCCUAGUCAUCCGAGUCCCAUGCGACAUCACUUGGGCUCCUCUGCAUCAUUCAUCCGUUCAGUAUCAUGCCAUACCAGCCAAGGAGAAAUGCUGAAUGAGAUGGAAAACUCGAUUAGCGACUACAUUGCCGGAAGGCAUAGGGCUUACUGA
This is a messenger RNA of Ceraceosorus bombacis, 1635 nucleotides long. The record is from the annotation of a GenBank genome assembly. Lineage: Eukaryota; Fungi; Basidiomycota; Exobasidiomycetes; Ceraceosorales; Ceraceosoraceae.